Molecule: messenger RNA, 1466 nt
Organism: Pocillopora verrucosa
Lineage: Eukaryota; Metazoa; Cnidaria; Anthozoa; Scleractinia; Pocilloporidae
Biological process (GO): endonucleolytic cleavage to generate mature 5'-end of SSU-rRNA from (SSU-rRNA, 5.8S rRNA, LSU-rRNA); endonucleolytic cleavage in 5'-ETS of tricistronic rRNA transcript (SSU-rRNA, 5.8S rRNA, LSU-rRNA); endonucleolytic cleavage in ITS1 to separate SSU-rRNA from 5.8S rRNA and LSU-rRNA from tricistronic rRNA transcript (SSU-rRNA, 5.8S rRNA, LSU-rRNA)
Cellular component (GO): nucleolus
Molecular function (GO): RNA binding
Source: RefSeq, a predicted model, not a curated record
UCUAUCAAACUCGUUCAACAUGGCCGACGAACUAGAGGGAAAUGCGCGUAAGAAGAAGAGGAAAGAAACCAUUCCUGGUGUAGUUUAUAUGAGUCGAUUACCCCCAUUCAUGAAACCAGCUAAAAUAAGAAACAUAUUUUCACAAUAUGGAGAAGUAGGACGACUAUUCUUGCAGCCAGAAGAUGCUGCUGUGAGGAAAAAGAGAAAGAAAUAUGGUGGAAGUGGAAGAAAGUUAUUUACCGAAGGAUGGAUCGAGUUUAAAGACAAACGAAUAGCAAAAGCUGUUGCUUUGAGUUUGAAUAACACACCUAUUGGGGGAAAGAAAGGAGGAUAUUACCAUGAUGAUAUAUGGAAUAUAAAAUAUCUUCCAAAAUUUCUUUGGGGACAUUUGAGUGAAAAAAUCGCAUACGAGAAAGCUACAAAAGAACAAAGAAUGAGAACUGAAAUAUCCCAGGCUAAAAAGGAAGCCAACUUUUAUAUACAAAAUGUUGAGAAAGGAAAAGCCAUAGAUGCAAUGAAAACUCGUAAAAGAAAGAGGGCUGAUCAGAAACCUGAAGAGAAGAGGUUGAGAACCUUCAGGCAGCAUCAAGUUGUUGAAGAUCAGAAAAUGACAGAGAUCAACCCUGGGAAAUCCACCGAAAAAGACGUAGGGAAGUCACUCAGUAAAGAUCUAUUGAGGAAGGUUUUCACCUCAGUCAGUGGAAGAUGAUAUUUGACAUGCAGCUCUGGGUAGUGUUGGUUAUACUAUCACAUAUGUAGUGGUGGUUAAAAUGAAAUUCGUCCUGGUUGAUUUGCUUUUAAUCUCCGCUUUUGUAUAAGAGCACCAGGUACCAUAACGUCAGAUUCAAAAACCCACUAAACCCUGUCAUACUUGCUGUUCAUUUCAUGUCUCCGUCACCGGUGGCUCAAAGAUUUCCAGGACUUCCAUGGUUUGUGACAGGCUGAUGACUUUUUCCAUUCAGUUCAGUAGCCAUAGCUAACACUAAUGAAUCAAUCAACUGGUGAUAAUUGAUUAGGCACCAGCUUUACAUAAACAAUUACAGUGCCCUAAGGAAAUGGAAACAGAACAUUCUUUGUGAAGCCGAAAAAAUUUAAUGUGGAUAAAAACCUUUUAUGAUUAUACUUGCAAAUUAUUUGGGUCAGCCUCUAGAUCUGCAAAUUUUUGUUCUAGGAUCUUAGUGUUAGGUUUUUAAAUCUUAUGAAUGAUAUAACUAUUUUUACACUGCUUAUUGUGUACAAAAAAUGUUAAACAAUUUACGUCAUAAAUGAUGACAGAUUCGCUCACAAAACGUUCUCAAGGUUUGAUAACAAUUCAGUUACUCUCUAUGAAGUUAUUUUGUUUAAGUAGGCCCAAACUGGGAAUCUUAAGUUUAUUUUCCAUUGUACCAGUUUUCCAUUUUACAGUCUUUUUGAUGAAAAAUUGUGCAAACCCCCCUGUGGGAGGUUUUGGGCUAAACUUAAUCUUA